Molecule: messenger RNA, 3825 nt
Organism: Pseudoliparis swirei
Lineage: Eukaryota; Metazoa; Chordata; Actinopteri; Perciformes; Liparidae
Product: zinc finger protein 319
Exons: 2
Coding region: 257-2017 (586 amino acids)
Source: RefSeq, a predicted model, not a curated record
CCGCCACCGGUCCUCCGAGUCACAAACACACCGACGGUUGGCAGCCUCGCGCCGAGGGCGGCAGCAAGAAACACCGUUAACGAGCGCCGAUUUUCUGACCGGUCUCAAAGGAAGUGUGUGAACACCAAAAUAGCACUCAACUCCCCUUGUGUGCUGGUUAACAUUUAAAAAAACAAUAUAUAUUUAUAUAUAUAUAUAUAUAUAUAUAUAUUUUUAAACCCACAUCCACCCUUUUCAGUUGAGUCGAACCCCCUACAUGCGAAGUGGAAGGAUGACGGAGGCGUGGCAGCAGCAGCAUGCGGUGGCUCCACCCUCGGUCGUGCACACGCUCCCCCAGGGCGCAGACUGCACGGUGUACGGCGUGGUCCUGCAGGUGGACGCCUCCCUGCAGCUGCCGCAGCACGGCCAGCAGCACGCCGUUCAAGCCCAGCAGCCCUCCCUGCAGGUAGGGGGCGAGAGAGGGCACAAGUGCGGAGCCUGCGGCCACGACAUAUCUCACCUGGCCAACCCCCACGAGCACCAGUGCAUGGUGAACCAGGACCGCUCCUUCCAGUGCACCCAGUGCAUGAAGAUCUUCAGCCAGGCGACGGACCUGCUGGAGCACCAGUGCGUGCAGGUGGAGCAGAAGCCGUUCGUGUGCGGCGUGUGCAAGAUGGGCUUCUCCCUGCUCACCUCGCUGGCGCAGCACCACAACUCGCACGGCAACGGCAACAACCCCAUGAAGUGCUCCAUCUGCGAGAAGACGUACCGGCCCGGCUCCGGGAACGUCACGCCCACCUCGUCGGCCGCCAACCCCCAGCAGCCGUCCACCGGCGAGACGUCCGGCGGCGACGCGGCCACCGGCGCCUCGUCCCCGCCCUCGUUCGAGGCCGCCUCGCCCGACCGGCCGUACAAGUGCUCCGUGUGCCACAAGUCCUUCCGCCACCUGUCCGAGCUCACCCGGCACGAGCGCGUGCACACGGGCGAGAAGCCCUACAAAUGCGACACUUGCGACAAGAGCUUCAGCCAGUCCUCGCACCUGGCGCACCACCAGCGCACGCACAGCUCGGAGCGGCCGUACAAGUGCGCCGUGUGCGAGAAGAGCUUCAAGCACCGCUCGCACCUGGUCCGCCACAUGUACGCGCACUCGGGCGAGCACCUCUUCAAGUGCAACCUGUGCGAGAUGCACUUCAAGGAGUCGUCGGAGCUCCUGCACCACCAGUGCCAGCCGGAGGGCGACCGGCCGUUCCGCUGCGGCUCCUGCGGCAAGAGCUUCAAGCGGCCGUCCGACCUGCGGCAGCACGAGCGCACGCACUCGGAGGAGCGGCCGUUCCAGUGCAACGAGUGCCAGAUGAGCUUCAAGCAGCAGUACGCGCUGGUGCGCCACCGCCGCACGCACAAGAACCCCGCCGACCGGCCCUUCAAGUGCAACCUCUGCGACAAGGGCUUCCUGCAGCCGUCCCACCUGCUCUACCACCAGCAGGUGCACGGCAUGGAGAGCCUGUUCAAGUGCGCCUCCUGCCAGAAGUCCUUCAGCCAGUCGGGCGAGCUGCUGCGGCACAAGUGCGGCGGCGAGGCGGAGAAGCCGUACAAGUGCGACGUGUGCGGCAAGGGCUACAAGAAGAACUCCACGCUGCAGCGCCACCAGAACUCUCACUGCACGGAGAAGCCGCUCAAGUGCUCGCUGUGCGACAAGCGCUUCGCCUCGUCCUCGGAGUUCGUGCAGCACCGCUGCGACCCGACGCGCGAGAAGCCGCUCAAGUGCCCCGACUGCGAGAAGCGCUUCCGCUACUCGUCGGAGCUGCAGCGGCACCGCCGCGUGCACACCGGCGAGAAGCCCUUCAAGUGCGCCAGCUGCGACAAGAGCUUCAAGCAGCGCGAGCACCUGGCCAAGCACCAGAGCGUGCACUCGCGCGAGACGCAGUUCAAGUGCGUGUGGUGCGGCGAGCGCUUCGCGGACCUGGCGGCGCUGCAGGAGCACACGGUGCAGCACACCGCCGAGGGCGAGAGCUUCGCCGAGGCGCAGUGCGUCCCGUGAGCCCCCCCCCCCCCCCGGCGUGUCGUUUAGAACACGCCCCCGUUCGCAAUGUUUUAAUGUUGUUUUGUUUUUUGUAUCGAGACUGAAUUCAUAUCCUCGUCCUUUUUUCUUUCUUUUUUUCUUCCGUUGAGUAAAUGGCCCCGAGGCGCGUCGGAACACGUGGAUAAAAAAAUAAACUUGAACAGGAUGGAAGAAGAAGAGGAAGAAGAGAAAACAUGGAGCGAGAUCACCCGGGACCCGCCUCCUGCGUGUGGUCGUCUGUUGAGGAGCUGUUGGAUCUGUUGAAAGCUGGAGGGAAAUGUGUGUGUGUGUGUGUGCGUUUGCGUGUGUGUGUGUGUACAUGUGUGUGUGCACGUGUUUGCGUGCGUGUGUGUGUGUACGUGUGUGCAUGUGUGUGUGCACGUGUUUGCGUGCGUGUGUGUGUGUACGUGUGCAUGUGUGUGUGCACGUGUUUGCGUGCGUGUGUGUGUGUACGUGUGUGCAUGUGUGUUUGCGUGUGUGUGUGUGUGUGUACGUGUGUGCAUGUGUGUUGGCGUGUGUGUACGUGCGUGCGUGUGUGUGUGUGUGUGCGCGUUUGCGUGCGUGUGUGUGUGCGUGCGUGUGUGUGUGCUCACGUGUUCGCUCCUCUGAAAUCCAUGUGCCUUUUUUCUUUGUUUUUUUUAACCGAUCACUCUGUGUCAUCGUGUGUGUGCGCUCGUGUCUCUGUUCACGAUCGCGUCCAGUGUAGCUAGCCACGCCCCCUCCCCUGGCCACGCCCCCUCCCGUACGCAGCGGUCUCUUUUCACACGCUGGACCUUUAGGUAGGCGCCAUCUGUUUUGUGCAUGAAUAUUUAUCACACUUUAAUAUCACUGUUGUAUUAUAGGUUUUGGUUUAUUUAGGAGAAGAAGAAAAAAACGUCGUAAGAAGGAGAAGAAGAAGUGGAUUAGUGAACAUCGUGUCCUGAGACGUCCGUGUCGUUGCAUCUUUGUAUUAAAAACUAAACGGCGUCUCGGAGCUACGCGAGCGCGUCACACACACACACACACACACACACACACCUGACGUGUGCAAUAGAACGUGCACAAUGUUGAUAUUUAUGACUACUGAUUCAUGGUCUACUCUUGUUAUAUUAUAGAUUGUGUGUAUAUGCUCAUGUAAACAUUGACAAACUGUAUAGUGCUUAUGUUACCUGCUUUUUGUAUUCACUUAUGAAUGAUAAGUACUUUUUAGUUUCCAGUACCGGAUGGAUCCUCAGACGGUUUGACCCCCGACGACCUUCAACUAGCCACGUUACCCACCGUGCGAUAUAUAGAUCUAACAAGACUUAUAUAUUCGUUUUGUGUUAUGUUUAUUUUUUACAUUUUUUUUUUAAAGAAUUGGCCAGAUUAAUCCGAGUAGCCUCAGCAGUGGUCGGUUCAUGUUGUGUCGGGUGUAAAGUAUGAAACGUGUGUACUUUUUAGUUUACCGUGUGGAUUUCCAUAUUCACAAUAUUUGCAGUAUAUUUUAAAAAGUUUUUUUUUUCUUUACCGGAGGUUAGAAUGUGGGGCGAGGGGAUGAGGGAGGGGGGGGGGGGCUGAGUGGUUGUGCCACGGCAGAAGUUCUGAUGCUUCAUCAAACCCAGAGACUGUACACCGAUUCAAUAAAGCUCCCUUAUGGACUCACGGGGCUCGUUGCUUCAUCACAGCCGAGGCUCACGCCACCAUUAAACUGCAUUUUAAAGGAUUCUUCCAGAUUAUUCUGUAAAUUGAUCCGUUUGAGAGAGAAAAGUUCAACGUUAUCUUUAUUUCUGUCAAUUUUCCAAUGUUGAACAUACAGAAAAUAUAAAACG